AUGGUGGGGAAGCAGGGGGUGAAAGAAGAGGCGGACCGACAAGAGAAGGGCAACGGGGCUACCCUGAGCAGGAACUCUGAAACCCCUCCUCACAGGUUCUGUAGCACCUCCCUCGGUAAUGGAAUAUCAGCGCUCACCCCAUCCAAGCUGCUUUGCCCAUCGGUGUGCCAGUGCGAGAUGGACAGUGCCUUGCUACUCGUGGACUGCUCUGAGCGCCGACUGACUGCCGUUCCCCCUUGCCUCAGCUCUCAUACCUCCAUCCUGGAUCUCAGCACAAACAACAUCAGUGAACUCCAGCCAAAAGCAUUCAAGAGCCUGCACCGCUUGGAGGAACUGCGACUGUCGGGCAACCAGCUGAGACACAUCCCUGGACUGGCCUUUGAUGGCCUCUACAAUCUAAGAGUCCUCAUGUUGCAAAACAACCAGUUAGAGCGUCUUCCCAGUGCAGCUGUGUGGGACCUGCCCAACCUGCUCUCCCUGCGCUUGGAUGCCAACCUGAUCCCCAUGGUCCCUGACAGGGCCUUCUUAGGCCUACGAUCUCUGCGGCACUUGUGGCUCGAUGACAACGCGUUGACGGAGGUUCCUGUGCACUCGCUGGCCCAUCUACCCUCACUGCAGGCCCUGACAUUGGCCAUGAACGGCAUCACCCACAUUCCUAGCGCCGCCUUUCACAACCUCUCCAGCCUGGUGGUACUCCACCUACAGAACAACAAAAUCCAAAGUCUGGAAUUGUCCUGCUUCAAAGGUCUACGCAGUUUAGAGAUCUUAGAUAUGAACCACAACGCCCUACACGAGAUCCCUGUGGCGGUCAAGACACUGGCCAAACUUCGGGAACUAGGACUUCACAAUAACAAGAUCAGGGCCAUCCCAGAAGAGGCCUUUGCAGGGAACAUGUUCUUACACACCAUCAAUAUCUAUGGCAAUCCCAUCGACUAUGUGGGGCCCUCCACCUUCCAGUACCUACCAAAGCUUCAUACACUGUCCUUGAAUGGAGCAAAAGAAAUAGAAGAAUUUCCCAAUCUCAUCGGCACCACAAGCCUGGAAAUUCUAGAGAGCUGUUGGGAAAAGAAAAAGGCUUCACGCUUCAGGACAUGCUCAUGGAAGGCAGAAAACAUGAAGCUGCACUUCAUCGGCACCCGCCAGUUACAGACUCUACGGGAAAAGAAAAUCGAUCACAUCGGGAUGAAAAAGCCAUGUGGCCGUUGUGGGCUACACCACAAACCCUGCGCAUGCCUGGCGUAUAAGGAUGUGUGCAAGGGCUGUGGGAAGAAGGGGCAUUGGAAGAAGAUGUGUCAAUCGGAAAAAGGUAGAGAAUGUAAUGAGAGACGAAACAGGCCUGAGAAGAGAGAUGGCAGGAGGAAAAAGGGUGCAAAGAAGGUUGAUGCUGUGAGGGCAAGCAAUGAUUGCUCCAAGGCAACCGAUGACAGCUCCGAAAGCUCCGAAGAUGAAUUUGCCGAAAAGUUUCAUAGCAUAGACAUACACAGCACAGAGGUUCACACCCGAGAUGAAGCCUAUACAACAAUUAAAAUCAAAUAUCCUGGCUGCAACAAGUCAAAACUCAUGAAAAUAAAAAUAGAUCCGGGUGCACAAGGGAAUGCACUCCCACUCCAUACCUUCCGACAGAUGUAUGGCAAUAUUGACCCGACAGAGGUCCUGAAACCGAUGGAAAAGGCUCCAAUCAAAGUGAGCGCUACAGAGGAUCUAGUAAAAUUAUACCCAACGCAAUUUGACACGAUUGGUAAAUUAGAAGGCCCAGCACGAAUCAUUUUGAAGGAAGACACAGAGCCACACGUUGAUCGCCCAAGAAAAUUUAACAUCAACCUUAAACCAAAAAUUAAGGAUGAGCUCUGUCGCAUGGAGAAACUAGGGGUCAUCAAGAAAGUGAGAGAACACACAGACUGGUGUUCCAGUAUGGUAUGCAGCCUCAAGAAAGACGGGUCACUCCGUUUGUGCCUGGACCCUAAGAGACUUAAUGAAGCGAUCAAGAGAUGUCCCCACAAAACCCCUACAUUAGAAGAGGUAAAUCCUGAAUUCCAUGGAGCAAAGUGGUUCAGCAAGCUCGAUGCUAAAGCUGGAUACUGGAGUGUACAACUCGAUGAACAAUCACAGGCGCUUACUACAUUCCGCACACCCCUAGGGCGUUAUUGCUUCACACGCCUACCUUUUGGCCUCAGCAUAAGCCAAGACAUAUUCCAACAGCGCAUGGACGAAAUCUUGGAAGGCCUGGAAGGGUGUGUUGGAAUUGCAGAUGACGUUUGUGUAUUUGGCAAGACAGAAGAAGAGCAUGACAAACACCUAUUGUCACUCCUUGAAAGGGCGAAGGAGACAGGGCUGGUGUUCAACUCGGACAAGUGCUUCAUAAAGCAGAGACGAAUUGCGUUCUUCGGGAAUGUUUACAGCGAAGAUGGAAUCUCACCAGACCCAGAUAAGGUAAAAGAUAUAAAAAACAUGCCUAGCCCACAGGACAAGGAAGAUCUCCAACGCUUUCUAGGACUACUGAAAUACAUGGGUUCCUUCAUACCAAACUUGAGCCAGAAAUCUGCAAGCUUGCGUGAGUUACUGAAAAAGGAAACGCCAUACGACGGGUCGGAAGAUGACCACCAAGCCUACAAUAUGCUCAAAGAUGCAAUAUCAGAGCAUUCUAGUAUGGCAUACUUUGACACCACGACUUCAGUAACACUUGAAGUUGACGCCUCGCUGAAAGGACUGGAGGACAACACCGCUGUGGAGGUGGAACCAACCGUCCACGCAAUCACCUUUGACCUCGUAAACUUCAGCCUCAUGAAACAAAACGAGUUGAAGGUCGAGACUCGACAGUGCCCCGUCUUCAAUGCACUUGCUGAGGUGGUGUACCAGGGAUGGCCUGAGAAACUCACAGAGCUACCCAGUGAUCUGCGAAUAUUCUGGCCAUAUCGAGACACAAUCGGCAUCGAUAAUGAAAUGCUGUUUGGCAGAACUAUUGCCACCCUUCUGCCAUCACGAAAAGGAGACGCGGAUGACAAUGUCAAACACAGGCUCAUGCAGAGAAAUGCGACAAUGAAGCACCAGUAUGAUGCCCAUGCCAGGAAAGAUCCACUUCCACCACUGUACCAAGGCCAAGAACGCACCCACCACCAAGUUCAACCACGUCGCAAAGUGACACACCCCAGAUCACUGAUGAUACCACGCAAGAGUGCCCAGUUACCAAAACCGAGGUGCCUCGCUGGGACUGGACUCAUUUCUCUGCCACAGAACCUCUGUGAGCAGCUUCCAGGCCUGAAAGUGCUUGAACUGUCUCAGAAUCAAAUUGAAGUCCUUCCCAGCUUUUACCAGUGUGCAUACCUUCAGGAAUUAUACCUCAAGUCCAAUCUCCUGCGGGAAAUCGGAGCCAGAACUUUCCAUCAGCUCUACUCCCUUCGGUCAUUGGACUUAAGUUACAAUCGCAUCUCAGCUAUUCACCAGGACGCCUUUGCUUCUCUCAAGUCCCUGUCCAAGCUAGAUCUGACGAACAACCUGCUGACCUCCAUGCCAGCCGGACCACUCAGAGGACUUACACACCUCAGUCUGGGAGGGAACCUGGGUCUCUCUGGGUACCUGCAGGAGGAUGAUCUCCCUGCUAUCAGGGUCAUUGAAAUGCCAUACGCAUAUCAGUGUUGCAAUUUUGGAUCCUGCAACAAUAAUUACUUUCUGGGGAGCCAAAACGACCAUGAAGAGUUGCAUGAGAGGACUGCAGCUCCUUUCUCCAAGCUUUAUGCAAACCAGAACUUAGACUUGGAGGAAUUCUUACUGGAGGCAGAAGAUAAGCUUCAAGUGGAUAUUUAUUGUACACCCAUUCCAGGGCCUUUCAGACCGUGUAGAUACUUAUUUGACAGCUGGAUUGUUCGGGUGGGAAUUUGGGCAAUCACCCUCACCUCUCUGGUGUGCAACAGCCUGCUGGUGUGGACGGCUGUCUCCCCGUCUGGCUGCCAUUCCCCAGUCAAGGUUCUCGUCGGCUCCAUUGCUGGAGCUAACUUCCUCACGGGGCUGUGCACAGGCACCUUGGCGCUGGUCGAUGCCUGGACCUUCGGGGAGUUCUCCCAACAUGGGACUUGGUGGGAGUCUGGGCCUCUCUGUCAACUUAUAGGCUUCAUCUCAGUCUUUUCCUCUGAAGCUUCUAUCCUCUUCCUCGGCCUGGCCAUUUUGUUUUGCAGCUUCACGGCUUCUCACCUUCGAGUCUAUGACAAGUUCCACUUUACCCACAUCAGGGCAGGCAUCGUUGUCUGUGUAGUCCUCUCAUUAGCCAUUGCCACUUUACCUGUCUUAAAAGUGGGGAGGUACAGUAUGUCACCUCUGUGCCUACCUACCAUGUUGCAAGAGGGUCAGUCCAGCACUCUGAGCUUUACAGCGGGGCUCAUCAUAGCAAAUGCCCUCUGCUUUAUGUUGAUCACUGUUACAAUCAUCAAGCUGCUCUGGCACAUGAGCAAAUGUUAUUCUGUCCAUCUCACCAACUUUGCCAUGAUAAAACACUUGGCCUGGCUUGUCUUCUCCAAUGUCCUCAUUUACAGCCCCAUCAUUUGCCUGACUUUUUCCUCCCUGAUCGGCCGCUUACACAUUAGCUCAGAAAUUGUAAAGUCAAUCCAACUUGUCCUAAUGCAUCUCCCAGCCAGCCUCAACCCUCUGUUAUACAUCCUGUUCAGCCCGUACCUUGUGGAUGACCUCCACCAGCUUUGGAAGACCUCCCUUUCCACACAGCCCAGAACACUGCACUUGUUUUACAUGAGGCAAUCCAUGCAGACUUUGGUGCCCAUCCCUGAUGUGGAUGUGAUUUUUGACACCUGUCAUGGCACAAAGCCAAAGUCCUCGAAUAAAAAAACAUGUCCAGUGGUUACUGUCACCCCCUGCCUUCCAUCGUCACCCCUCCCCCGUCCAUAACCAACAAUAUGCUCUAAGUAACAAUAUAUAUUUUUAGUCGCUGUUCCUUUACUACCAAUUACUCCCUAUCAUAUGUUUUAUAUCUCAUAUAUAAA
Molecule: messenger RNA, 4985 nt
Organism: Scleropages formosus (Asian bonytongue)
Lineage: Eukaryota; Metazoa; Chordata; Actinopteri; Osteoglossiformes; Osteoglossidae
Product: leucine-rich repeat-containing G-protein coupled receptor 6-like
Exons: 24
Coding region: 1-4890 (1629 amino acids)
Biological process (GO): adenylate cyclase-activating G protein-coupled receptor signaling pathway; activation of adenylate cyclase activity; hormone-mediated signaling pathway
Cellular component (GO): plasma membrane
Molecular function (GO): protein binding; G protein-coupled peptide receptor activity
Source: RefSeq, a predicted model, not a curated record